UGUAGCAAAAAAAUACUGUACCAUGUGAUGUAGCUCGUAAUAAACAUUAGGCUUUUUUACUCUAAAAAAAAACGUUACUAUUUUGGAACAAAAAUAUGCAACUUGUACGUGGGUUUCUUGGUAGAAAAAUUCGCAGUUCUCUUCUCGAAGUGUCAAAGCAAAUUUUCUAUGCACAAAAUGCAACUUAUGUCAGACUGACAGAAGUUGGUAAAUUGGAGACACCAAAACUACAAGGAAAAUAUGAAACAGGGCAGCUGAUUUUACACAGAGUUUUUGGAUAUCGAGGUGUUAUUCUUUUUCCAUGGUUGGCGAGAGUUUAUGACAGAGAUAUACCAAGCAGAAAAGAAGGAAACGAGGGAGGAAAUUUCAACAGUGUUGGCAAAGAAGUGAAAGGGAGAACACACACGUUUUAUCAAGUUUUGAUAGAUCAACGUGAUUGUCCACACAUUCGGGCACAGACGGAAGCGGUGACAUUUUUGGGUAAUCAAGAAGGUAGUCGUAGUUUAUAUGCAAUACCAGGUUUAGAUUACGUUGCCCAUGAAGAUAUCUUGCCUUACACAACAAAUGAAAAACCAGCACUUCAACACGAAUUAAUAGACAAAUUUUUGGUUUACGAUCCCAAUAAGGAUCCGCCAUUUCUUGCUCAAGACACAUUGAGAGCUUGGCAGAAGAAAAAUCAUCCCUGGCUCGAAUUAUCAGACGUACACAAAGAGACAACGGAAAAUAUUCGUGUUACUGUAAUUCCUUUUUAUAUGGGCUGCAGAGAGAGUCAAACCACCUCCGUUUAUUGGUGGCGUUACUGUAUUCGGCUUGAAAAUCUUGGAGAUUUGAGUGUUCAACUGAGAGAAAGACACUGGAGGAUAUUCAGUUUAUCGGGAACAUUGGAAACAGUUCGAGGACGAGGCGUAGUGGGUCAGGAACCUGUACUCUCUAAAACUCUACCUGCUUUUCAAUACAGUAGUCACGUUAGUUUGCAAGCACCUAGUGGUCACAUGUGGGGAACUUUCAGAAUGGAACGAGAAGAUGGAUAUGCAUUCGACUGUAGAAUUCCACCUUUUUCAUUAGAAUCGAAAAUGGAUGAAACAUCCAAUGCAAAUACAAAUACGUGAAAAUAUUUUCAAUAUCUGUUUUUACAAAAAAGAAAAAAAAACCUGAAAAACAGAUUUUCAAAAAAGUGAUAUUUGAACUUCUCCCAGAAAUAAAUAUAAUUACAAGCUUUCGUAAUUUACUUUGUACAUAAUUUAUUUUUUAGAUUUUAAGUAAACUCGGUCAUGUACCAUUGUGAAUAGAAAAAAAAUAAAAUAUUCU
This is a messenger RNA of Leptopilina heterotoma, 1308 nucleotides long. It is a transcript of the gene POLDIP2, whose product is annotated as polymerase delta-interacting protein 2. Lineage: Eukaryota; Metazoa; Arthropoda; Insecta; Hymenoptera; Figitidae. The transcript has 6 exons. Bases 96 to 1109 code for a protein of 337 amino acids. Gene Ontology annotation, cellular component: mitochondrial nucleoid; nucleus. Gene Ontology annotation, biological process: error-free translesion synthesis. The record is from RefSeq and is a predicted model, not a curated record. Gene Ontology annotation, molecular function: DNA binding.